Leptosia nina is the source of this 213-nucleotide messenger RNA. The record is from the annotation of a GenBank genome assembly. NCBI's taxonomy places the organism in Eukaryota, Metazoa, Arthropoda, Insecta, Lepidoptera, Pieridae.
AUGCACUGUGCCAAUUUCACCAUCUCCGAAAGCAUGGCAACUGUCAAAAUUGACAGCAGCGGAUUGAUCGAACGCUGUCAACGUCAAGUAUCACAGAUCACAAAUGACAGAUCGACGCUUUCAGAAACGGUCAUUUCAAGUCAGUGUUAUGAGAAUCAUUUUUUUAACUCCCGUCGUUUCUUUUACGCAUCUACCACUACACUAGUCCACUAA